AUGAGCGGCCGAUACGGAUACGGCGACACCGGCCGGUACGACCGCGGCGAUGGCGGCUACGGCGGUAGCAAUCUCGGUGUGAACGGGUACAGCGGAGCAGGAGGAGCAAGCAGGGAUCGCCGUCCUGGUGGCUACGGUGGUUUCUACGGCGAGUCGCCUUCGCCGCGCUCUGUGUCACCCAAUCCGUCUCCAGAGCGGCGGCGCGAUCAAGGAGAUCGGGACGGGCAACAACAAUCAUCAUCGUCCAAUUCGCGGUCGCGCACAAGGAAUGGAGAUGCAGAGAACAGAUAUCAGGGCUCCAGACCUGAUCGUCCGAAGGAGGCGCCGCGGUACCCGGAAAGCAAGAAUCGAGAUAGGAAUGGGUCUAAUGCCUUGAAAGUGGAUGAAAAUCUUGGGGAGCUGCAAUCAGUUGAAUCCGUCCUGCAGUCGAUCCAGCGCGAGUGGGAUUUCAUGACGGAUACCGAGUGCAUACCGGUGCAUGUGGCUUUGAGUCUGAUGGACAUGAGUACACUGGGCAAGGCGGACCGCGAGCCGGACUUCCUCCGGAUGCAUAAUCGGAUCCAGAGGACUUUGAAGGCGAUUGUCAAUGAACAUCACCAGGGAUUCAACAGCUCCAUCGGAACAUACCAUAAAAUCCAAUCGAGUAUUACAAGCUCCCAGGGCCGAGUUCGUGACCUGCGACAAUCCCUGGAGGAGGCAAAGUCCGGUUUACUGUCCACGAAGCCGGAGCUCAAGGGGCUGGCAACAUCCUCACAGAACUACGAUGAUAUCAUUCAGUUGUUCUGCCAUAUCGAGGAAAUCCAAUCCCUGCCUGAGAAGCUAGAGGCUCACAUAUCCGACAAGCGAUUCCUCGCUGCGGUGGAUGUGCUUCACACUGGCCUGCGAUUGCUCCGCCGCUCUGAAUUGGACAACCUUGGUGCCUUGGCAGAUGUCCGUGCGUUCUUCAGCAAUCAAGAAAUAUCACUCACAGAUAUCUUGAUUGAAGAAUUGCAUGAUCACCUGUACCUGAAGUCUCCGUACUGCACAGAUCGAUGGAAACCACCAAGCCCAGAGGGAGACAUCAGCUCAUUCAGUUGGACCGGCAACCGCUCUUGGGAACGACCAGUAUACACUUUUCUGGCAAAGUUGGAUGCGUCAACACCCAUGGUCGAAGAUGCUUCGCGGAAUCCCGAGGCCGACACAUUCUCAUAUAUUCACUUGUUGAUCGAAGCCUUGAACAAAAUGGGCCAUCUUGAUGUAGCGAUUGAUCGGAUUGAACAGCGUCUUCCGGUUGAAUUGUUCGCGGUGGUCGACAAAACGAACGCAGAUGUUGAUGCUCGCUAUCCCAGCCCGGCCAAAGGGUUUCCAUCUCGAGACAACUUCCUCAAGACCAGUCUACCCACCGAGGCCAUCGAAAAGCGAGGCCACGUGCUGGCAGAAUUUCUAUGGGCGCUGUACGCCAAGUUCGAGGCCAUUGCUGAGGGCCAUCGGGUCAUUCACGAUGUGGUCGCGGCUAUUGUGCAACGUGAGGGUCUCACCACCGGCGAUGCCCUUGCUGGAGGGUUCAAGGAGUUGUGGAAACUAUACCAAAGCGAGAUCCGAUCUCUCAUGCACGACUAUCUUGCAACUGAUGGCGAGACUUCUUAUCGUUCUCGGAACGAGGAAGCCGACGCUCGGCGGCAGCUCUACUCCGGUCGAGAUAAAACAAAGAAAAUGUUCAAGUUAUCUGAUAUUGAUCAGAAUUCAGAGAUGAAGGCUGAGCAGGACGAGCUGGAUGAGAUUCUAAAGUCCUCUGUACCUGGAAUGGUCUCCAAAACAAGACAGAAAUCCUCCACAAACGACUCUGCCCAAUCCAGACAGGGCAACUCCGGAACUGGCCACAAGAUCCUAAUCGAACCAAGUGUCUUCAAUAUGGGUCUGCUACUACCGCCUUCGCUUUCUUUCAUCCAACGCUUGAAGGAUAUUGUUCCGGUCAACUCGGACAUCUCCAUGAACACGCUGACCUCUUUCCUGGACGACUUCAUGGUCAACGUCUUCCACCCUCAGCUGGAUGAGACUGUGACGGACUUGUGUACGCUCAGCUUUAUCGCAGCUGAUGCGUUUACGGAAGACCCUCAGUGGGCCAAGGUGUCUCCUCGUCCCAUUUUCAGGGGCACGGUCAAAUUCAUGUCCAUCAUACGGGAAUUUAGCAAGAUGUUAUCGAGCAUUCCGCACGACCAGUCUUUCACACAGCUUCUCAUUGACCAGAUUGUGACAUAUUAUGACAAGUGUUUCGGAUGGUAUAAAGCAAUGGUUACGAAAGUCUCGACUCGGAAUCAGGGAGGUGGAGUCCGACUCAAGGCUGCAGCGCAGUUUGUGGAGUCCGGAGAUGUUCGUGACACAGUCAAUGAGCUGUGGAAAGGAGCCACAACAAACAAGCAGGCCUUGCUUGAUAAGGAAAUUGAGCUUCUUCUCAAACGGACUAAUCAGGUGCCUCUGGAACCGUACGACAUCAUAUCCGACCCCAAAACAGUCGUUGCUCUUUCACUCCUGUACAACAGCAUGAAAUGGCUCGGCAGUCAUCUCACCAAAAUUCGGUUGGUGAUGGACCCGGCAGCGGAGGCUGACUCGUCGCCAUCUCUGACUGCGAGCGGACGACCGUCGCGACGGUGGACCUUAUUCGGAGCGAUGAGACCUAAGCGUGACAGUAUUAACCAGCCCGUUUUUCUUCCACUCAACCAAGAGACGGCGGUGGCCUUUGACCGAACCCUGCAGUCCUUGCACGGUCUUGGUUCUACCGCAAUUCUGACAUUGCACGUUGACAUCCGGUGUGGAAUCAUCCACAUGCUAACAAGAACAAUGUCUGGCCCGAAUCCCCCUACUAUCCGAAAUUCCGAGCCCCAAACCCCAUCCCCCAGCUCAAACGAAGCCUGGUGGCACAUCCUCAUGAACCAGCCGACGGCCGCGUCACCGACCAUCCUCGAGCUGAACAACGACCUCAUCGCCUUCGACACAAACGUCUCGCUAUACCUCGGUUCCCCAGAGCGCUGGUUCAUCACCUCCGGCCUAGCACGGUUCAUUGAUCACGUCUUCGUCGCCUGCACGCGCUACAUCGGGGCCAUGAAUGAGAACGGCGCCUUACGUCUCCAGCUCGAUGUGCUGGUCCUCCAACAGAACCUGAAGAACAUCAUUAUCGACCCGACAGCAGCGGACGAGAACGACUCCUCGCACGAGAUCGUCGCCUUGCCGCGCAGCGCUAAGUUCCUGGACUGGUUCCUUGAGGGUGCGGAGAAGACUAUCGACAACGCCAAGUAUGAGAAGGAGGAGUUUGCCGCUCAGGGCGACAAGGCCCUUGCGGCCGGGAACGGCGAACCUUUCAGCUACGAUGAGCUUCGCGUGCUCGUCGACCUCUGCUUCUCGGAGAUCCUGCGCGGGCCCCGCGGUGCGGACAACCGUGAGGAUUUCAUGGCGGCGAAGAAGGCUAGCGGGGAUGCGAUGUUGAGUUUGAGUGAGAUUAUGUGGGAUGCCCGGUAA
Penicillium riverlandense is the source of this 3492-nucleotide messenger RNA. RefSeq names its product exocyst subunit SEC8. Bases 1 to 3492 code for a protein of 1163 amino acids. The transcript is spliced from 9 exons. Gene Ontology annotation, cellular component: exocyst. NCBI's taxonomy places the organism in Eukaryota, Fungi, Ascomycota, Eurotiomycetes, Eurotiales, Aspergillaceae. The record is from RefSeq and is a predicted model, not a curated record. Gene Ontology annotation, biological process: exocytosis; Golgi to plasma membrane transport.